Messenger RNA from Rhea pennata, 3213 nucleotides. RefSeq names its product rabphilin 3A like (without C2 domains) (gene RPH3AL). The record is from RefSeq and is a predicted model, not a curated record. Gene Ontology annotation, biological process: intracellular protein transport. Bases 721 to 1575 code for a protein of 284 amino acids. Gene Ontology annotation, molecular function: small GTPase binding. The transcript has 9 exons. NCBI's taxonomy places the organism in Eukaryota, Metazoa, Chordata, Aves, Rheiformes, Rheidae.
UUGCUUCCGCGGGGCCCCGCGGCCCCGGCAGCCCGCCCACGGGGCGGCCCCGCACGCUGCCUCCGGCGCUGCCCGCCCGGCGCGUCGGGUUUUUUUUCCCCUCCGACGAGGGAUUCGUCUCUGUCCGUCGCUGUUCCGGCCGGUUCUUUCUAAGCUUCUCGGGAGGCGCCGGCUCGGCUGCGCCAACCUCCUGCCACACGGUUGGGAAGCAGCUCGAGCACCCGGGAACCUUCUGUGGCUCCCACCCGAACCUCACCCCGCUUGCUCCUGUUGCAGCUUGUCCUUACGAGACCUCUGCGUGCUGAGGCCGGGCUGAGUUCACCUCGAACGGGGCCGACCAGACCCGAACGCCUGGCUCUGAGCGCGGCCGCUCCGCUGCGUGCCGCGCUGGCGCUCGUCUCCCUGCUGCAGAGCGCCGCAGGGCCGCGGCGGCUGGUGCUCGCGCUGUGAUCGGGCUCAUGAGACGCUUACCCUGCCGGAGAGGGAAUCCAGCUGGAGGAAAGCUCGGUACGUCGAGGCCGGUUUUGCCUUCGCUGAAGUCGUUUGGCUGCUUCUGAUCCUUGGCGCCUUCCCUUCAUCGGAGCUGCUGGGUGACGGUUUGUCUCUAUUGCUGGGUGCGGAGGAGAGACCUCUGCGGCACGCGACCCCGGGCGACGGGCGCCGUGCCGCCGCGCCGACGCUGCCCGCGCUCCUUCCAGGUGCGAGCUCUGCCCCGGCGCCAUGGCCGACACCAUCUUCGGCAGCGGCACCGGCCAGUGGGUCUGCCCCAACGACCGGCAGCUGGCCCUGCGCGCCAAGCUCCAGACCGGCUGGUCGGUGCACACGUUCCAGACCGAGAAGCAGAGGAAGAUGCAGGCUCUGAGCCCGCAGGAACUUGAGGUCAUUCUGGAAGUCAUCCGCAAGGCGGAGAAAUUGGACAUCAUCGAGCAGCAGCGCAUCGGGCGCCUGGUGGAGCGGCUGGAGAACAUGAGAAAGAACGCGAUGGGCAACGGGCUCUCCCAGUGCUUGCUCUGCGGCGAGCUGCUCGGGCUGCUGGGGAGCACGUCCGUCUUCUGCCAGGACUGCAGAAAGAAAGUUUGCACCAAAUGUGGAAUAGAAACUGUUGGAAGCCAGAAACGUCCGCUUUGGUUGUGCAAGAUCUGCAGCGAGCAGAGAGAGGUUUGGAAGAGGUCUGGCGCCUGGUUCUACAAAGCGCUGCCCAAGUACAUCGCGCCGCCGAAGAGCGCCAGCAAACCCAGCGAGCGGCACUCGCAGCCUUGGCAAAGCGAGGCCGCCGCGCCGGCGGCGGACGGCGUUGGGAGCAGCCGUUCCUUCACCUGGGCCCGGCGCCAAGUGGUUUCUAGCGACAGCGAGAGCGAUUCGGAGCUCAGUUCCUCCAGCCUGGACGACAGGCCCCUGGACGGGAGGUCCCAAGCCUCGCAGGACGCAGACCAGCAGGCAGACGCGGGUGAGGAAUCGCCGUUCCUCGCGGGGCGUGAAGCGCUCCCACCUUUGGCUCUCGGCGCGGUGGGUUUUGGCCAAGCCCUUGGCUGCCCUGGACGGGCGCAGCCCGCUGGCGGCGGUCGCGCUGGGUGAGGGUCUCGGUCACCUUCGGCACCGAGACGGCGGUGGUGGGGCCAGGCCCCCGCCGAGGCCCGGAGCUCGCGCCUGCCCUGGGCAGGCAGCGGCGCCCGCGGCAGCUUCUGCUGAAGCGGAGCAGACCAGCUGCUUUGUAAGAGAAUAAAUUUUUCCCUAGCACUAGGCGCCUCUUAGAGCCAGGCACGGCUCUUCCCAGAGCUCUGCAGUGCAAAAAAUAAAAAUAAAAAAGAAAAGAAAAGAAGAGUGCAAAAAAAAAGAAAAAGAAAAUAAGGAAAAAAAAAUAAGAAAAAAGACACCGGCGGCGCCGGGGAGGUGAAGGCGGCUCCGUGGCCGCGCUGCGCCCCGCUCCGCUCCCCGACGCGCCCGUCUGUGUUUUGCAGGCCCGCGGCGCGCCCGCUCCGGUCCCCGCUGCUGACGGAGGCCGAGACGGCGCCCGGCCGCCCCGCGGCCCUGCUCCCCCCGCGCUCCCCCCAAACGGGGGGGCCGGGAGACGCCAGGGCUCGGGAAGAGGCGCCCGGAGAAGCCGGCAGCACCAGUGAGGAGGGGGGCGGCUGGGGCGCCCACCGCCCCGGCGUGCUGGCAGCCGCUAAAAGCUUUUAAAUGACUCUGUCUCGUCAAGCUCGGCAGCUCCUCCUGCCGCCCGUGUGCACCUUGUCUCCCGUGGGAGCGAGGGCUCGUGGUUCAGCUGCGCGCAGCGAGCCUGGCUGCCUGCCGCGGUGCGCCCGCGGGUUGGCCGUGCACCCAGCACUUGAUGGUGCACCCGCGGGUUGGCCGUGCACCCAGCACUUGAUGGUGCACCCGCGGGUUGGCCGUGCACCCAGCCGCUUCGCUGCUGCGAUGCACAACUUCCCUCCGAGGCCUGAUGAGAAAAAAGAAAUCAAAUUACUUGACAUCUCUGGAGCACCUAAGUCUUUGAAGGCCUGAACAAAAACUCGCACUAGGCAAGUAGGAGUUUGCAGGGUUUUGGCGAAGCGCUUCGGGCCUGAUCCGCGUUCUGCUGAAGGAGUGAAGGAUUCCCCAAAGUUCUGCCUGCAGCCGUGGCUUUUAAGGCGAUCCGCGCCCGUUGGCGCCAGCCUUCCUCCCCGGGCGUCUCCCUUGGGUGCCGCUUCCCGGCCAGCGCGCUCUGGCAGGGUGCUGGGCAGUCCCUGCAGCUCUGCGGGUCGUUUGCACCCUUUCGAGGACGGGAUCGAGCCCGUCGGGUGGCGCUUGGGAAGGAGCCGCCGAGCGCGCGGAGCCCGUUCGCCCCGGGGUCCCGGCGCGGGGCUGGGCGCUGCUUUUUAAACCCGUCAGCCCCGUCUCUGAACGGGCCAACACCGGGGUGGUGGUGGGGGGGGUCGUUAUUUUGGUUUGCAUACGCUCUGUUUUGGCCCCGUGGAGUUACCCCAGCCGGGCUGCGCUGUCGGCAGGCGGCUGCGGGGGGCCGCGGCGGGAGCCCUGGUUAAAAUGCCACCGCGAGCCUGGCCCGGGUGACUGCCUUCCGCGCUGGGUCAGGGUGGGCAGGAGGAGCACGGACAGCGCAAAGUCGCCCCCGAUGGCUUGCGCUGCUUUCGUGGUUGUUUUUGUUGUUCUCUUCUCCACCCUCACAACUUUUAUGCGGUGUUUAGUACUGGAUCCAAUAAAGCUUUGGCUCUGUAA